GCACGACUUACAGCUUAUAGACUACUAGAAGCUUCAUUCCUAGAAAAAUACGUGCUCAAACCUCGUUUUAUGCCAGACUGAAACUGCAUUAUCUCAUAGUGAAGAUUCAACAUAAAUAAAAAUGGACGCAAAUGAAAAGGUAACGUCGACUGAAAAUAUUUAUAAAGUAGAAAAAGAAAAGAAUGGUGGCGAUUUUGAUGAUUUUACAAAAGAGAAGACAAAUAAAAUGCAACCAUCGCCUUGUAUUACGGACGAAGAGAGUUGUGGAUUGGAAAUAUGUUUCGGAAAAUGCAAAUCAAAGAGGGUUGCACUUCGGUUUUUAAACUGCUGUAACAAUGCUAAAGGAAUUCUUGCUUUUCUAUGCUUUGCUAUAUUUCUUCAAGGCAUGGCUGUUAACGGUAUUGUCAACAUUGUCAUCAGCACGCUGGAAAAAAGGUUUCAUCUCAAAAGUUCCGAGACCGGAUUCAUCGCCGGUUGUUAUGAUCUUGGAUUCCUCAUCGCAGUGUCCGUGGUGACUUUUAUUGGAGGGCGGGGCCACAAACCCUUGUGGAUUGGAUGGGGUGUGUUCAUCAUGGGUUUGGGCUCGCUCACAUUCUCGUUGCCACAUUUUAUUGCCCCAAAAUACUCAAUCAACGAGGCUCAAUCGUACAUUUGUGGAGAUAAUGCUUCUAAUACCGAAUGCGGAGAGUCGUAUAUGAGAGUUUACAGGGGAUUCUUUAUUCUCGGCAAUAUAUUACACGGUAUCGGGGCUUCUGGAUUGUUUACACUUGGAGUCACUUAUCUUGAUGCAAAUGUGAAAGAAACAUCUUCCUCUACUUAUCACGGUAUACUUUUUGCUUUUUCUGUCGCUGGACCAGGUAUUGGAUAUUUAUUGGGAGGAUUUUUUAUUCGUUUUUAUGUCAAUAUUGAUGAAAAAGUUGACAUUACUGAAGACAGUUCGUUAUGGAUGGGAAACUGGUGGCUGGGUUUUAUAUUCACUGGAGGCCUGGCGAUAUUAAUAUCAUUACCAAUAUUAUUAUAUCCAAAACAACUUCCUGGUACAUCAAAGUAUCGCCUAGAUCGCGAACAGGAAAUGAACCAGAAUUCCGAUGCGAUUCAGGCUAAGAAAGAUGCGAAUUUUGGGAAAAGUGCCAAAGACAUUCCUCGUUGUUUGAAGGUUGUAUUGAAGAAUAUUACUUUGGUUUUCUUAUCUGUUGCCGGGGCGAUGGACUCAGGACUCGUAAUUGCACUUGCAACAUUUGGCCCAAAAUACACAGAAGCAAUGUUUCGGUUGCCAGCAUCAAAAGCAGCUUUAUAUUUUGGCAUCUUGUCGAUUGUGUCUGCCUGUUCGGCACAUCUUAUUGGAGGUUGCGUCAUAUCAAAAAUGAAGUUGAAAGUACCUACUAUGUUGAAGUUUUGUAUUGUAUGUUCAACACUAGCCUUUGGAUGUUUAUUCAUAUUUUUACUUCAGUGUGAAAAUCCAAUGGUACCAGGCGUCAACGUUCCACACAAUUUAGAAGAUACGUAUUCAUGUUCUGGAUCAUGUGGAUGCAGUGUUAAGUUAUAUGAUCCAGUUUGUGGAGCAGAUGGUCUCACUUAUCUCUCAUUCUGCGAUGCUGGAUGCAUAAGAACUGAUGACGGGGAAUACAUUAACUGUACCCAAAUCUUCAAAUCUGAUAUAAUACCUUCAUUAAACGCUUCUACUGCAACAAAUGGAAAAUGUGAUGUAAAUACUUGCCCAGAUGUUGGAAUAAUGUUAGCUUUUGGAGCACUAGCGGUUUUCUUCACUUUUCUCAAAUUCCAACCUGCGUUACAGGCAUCGCUUCGAACAGUUCCCUUUGAGCAGAGAUCAUUCGCAAUUGGAAUUCAGUGGGUUAUCAUGCGAGUAUUAGGUUUGAUUCCUCUUCCGAUCAUACUUGGCCUUGUUCUCGAUUCAUCGUGCCUAGUAUGGGAAGAAGUAUGUGGAGAAUGCGGAUCAUGUAAAUUAUACGACAAUGCCUCCAUGACUAAAUAUAUGACGAUUUUAUUCACAGUACCUAAGGCCCUCAGCGUUUUUUGUAUUCUUCUUGCUUUGAUUACGUAUAAACCACCUCUGAUGAGUGACAGUGCAUCUGAUCUUCAAAUGGAUACGACAACUUCCGAAGUUCAAAGUAAUACAAACGGAAAUAAUCAUCGUAAUGAGUUACCCUCGAACACAGCAUCUUACGACAACGAAGCGUUUGCCAAGGCCUAAAGUGUGACACAUUGAAGGCCAGUUUUGUUGAUUCUUCAAAUUCAAAAUACAGCUUCCGUUAUCUUACAAAAAGACACACAACAUUUAAAAUCUUCACAUUGUGACUAAGCUUUUCACAUAAAACAAGAGAGCAAUGCACGAAUCUAUGGACAUAGGACCUAAUAACUAAUUGGAAGCAGUACCGGUAGCCUAUGCAAUUUAUGCGGUAAUGAGGCUGAGCUGAGUUCUUGAAAUCAAAGACAGCUGUGACGUAGGCGGACACGGUUGGCGGAAUAAACAGUGUUCACGUGAGUUAGAAUAUGGAAUCUCCUAAGACUCACAGGAAACUUAAAAAUAAAAAUAAACAAUGGUAACGGCGUCCUGAAUGAAUAUUGAAAACUUGAAAUUGCGACCUGAUACAUACGACUCACAAAGCUACCACAGAUUUAACAUUUCUCGAACACCUUUACCAAUACCUCAAUUUUGAGACAGUCACAAAAGUAUCGGAAAUAUGUUGUUGAUAAUAUCAUGUAUUUGUAAAGGGUUACUUUGUAUAUAUUCGAACUCGAUACAGUGAAUUAAAUCUUUUUGAUACGAUGGUUUUUCGUUCAUUUCGCUCCGAAUAAAUAGCCACAGAUUUGCAAAGAGCAACUGUUUUGAAAUGUCUCAAAUCUUUCCGGUUAGGAAAUUACAUUAAAAUGCUUUUGUAGACAGCAGAAAUACUUAAACAGAAGUUAAUAUCUCGUGUAUUAUGAAAAUUUGUUUGAUUUUUUUUUCGACG
Molecule: messenger RNA, 2972 nt
Organism: Styela clava
Lineage: Eukaryota; Metazoa; Chordata; Ascidiacea; Stolidobranchia; Styelidae
Product: solute carrier organic anion transporter family member 4A1-like
Biological process (GO): sodium-independent organic anion transport; transmembrane transport
Cellular component (GO): basolateral plasma membrane
Molecular function (GO): protein binding
Source: RefSeq, a predicted model, not a curated record